AUGCAUAUAAAUGAUAAAAGAAGUGAUUACUAUCAAAGAUACUCAUCAGGUCCACCACCGCAAAAUAACUACGGGUACGGCGGACCAGUAGGAGCAGGUAGUUAUAACAGCGGCGGCGGGAUAGGAAAUUACCCACCGGGAGACAUGCCACCGUCUGGACAUUAUAGAAAUAGGGGUUACCUUGGAGAUGGCGGGGGCGGUGGUGGUUAUCCGAGUGACUGGAGACCCAACAGACGCGAUUACGAUCGAAGGCCUCCACCACCAUCGAAUGCCAAUACGUAG
Molecule: messenger RNA, 282 nt
Organism: Cotesia congregata
Lineage: Eukaryota; Metazoa; Arthropoda; Insecta; Hymenoptera; Braconidae
Source: the annotation of a GenBank genome assembly